This is a messenger RNA of Nerophis lumbriciformis (worm pipefish), 2103 nucleotides long. RefSeq lists its product as uncharacterized. Gene Ontology annotation, cellular component: nucleus. The record is from RefSeq and is a predicted model, not a curated record. Gene Ontology annotation, biological process: regulation of transcription by RNA polymerase II; embryo development. Gene Ontology annotation, molecular function: DNA-binding transcription factor activity, RNA polymerase II-specific; RNA polymerase II transcription regulatory region sequence-specific DNA binding. NCBI's taxonomy places the organism in Eukaryota, Metazoa, Chordata, Actinopteri, Syngnathiformes, Syngnathidae.
AAGCAGCGGCAAAAGCGAAAAGACCAAGAUGGCGGACUGGGUGACUGUGGCUUUUCGGAGAAGUUUUACAUUUACUAUCUUUAUACCUCUAUAGAUUUAACUAUUGCAUCAAAUACGCCAGGAUUUGUCUUUUCCAAAGCCCACGAAACCGAAUUUGAGUUCGGGGCGAUGGAGUGUUAGAUAGAACGUGGACGACUACUGCAAUGCUAAGAUGGCGACGUGCGGUAAAAGAGAACAUGAAAGAGAAUCACCAACGGGGAAAAAGACCAAAACUGCAGAUGAAGACGUCAAGCAGCUGAUUGGUCAUCCAGAAGAACUUUCCCUUCAGUCAGGGAAGAGCUCCACUUUGAAGCAGGAGACUCCACAACCACCCCACAUUGAAAAGGAAGAGGAGGAACUCUGGAUCACUCAGGAGGGAGAGUGUCUUCUAGGACCACAGAAGGCUGAUUUCACCAAGUUGCCACUGACUGUUGUCUCUGUGAAGACUGAAGAUGAUGAAGAGAAACCACAACCAGGGUUAGCUCCACUAUCAGAUAGUGAGGCUGAAGACGAGGUUGAAGUGACUUUGAGCAGCGAUACAGACUGUGAAGGUGAUAUGAGGACUCACACUGACAUCAAACACUCUGAAUGCUCUAAAAAGAAUAACGGUAAAACACCUUUGAGCUGCUCAGUUUGCGCUAAAAGUUUUAAUAAAAAGUACAAUUUCACUCAACACAUGAGAACACACACGGGAGAAAAACCGUAUAAGUGUUCAGUUUGUGGUAAAAGCUUUGUUUCCAGAUCAGGUUUGACUAAACACAUAAUGAAACACUCUGGACAAAAAACAUUUACUUGUUCAGAAUGUGGUAAAAGCUUCCUUCAUAAGAGCAUUUUGAUUCAACACAUGAGUACACACACCACAGAUAAACCAUUUAAGUGUUCAGUUUGUGGAAAAUGCUUUUCUCUGAAAUGCAGUUUGACUCGACACAAAAGAACCCACACAAGAGGAAAAAAAUGUUUUUGUUCAGCUUGUGGUAAACGUUUUCCUCACAGGAGCAACUUGACUGAACACAUGAGAACGCACACCGCAGAAAGACCAUUUAAAUGUUCAGUUUGUGGUAAAAAUUUUCCUCAUAACAGCAAUUUGGUUAAACACAUGAGAACACACACAGGAGAAAAACCAUUUAAAUGUUCAGUUUGUGGUAAAUGCUUCUCUCAAAAAUGCAGUUUGACUCGACACAUAAGUACCCAUAAAGCAGGAAAAACUUUUUUUUGUUAAACUUGUGGUGAAAGAUUCCAUUGUCAUGCAGACGCUGUAACAUACAUUAUAACACACACAGGAGAAUAAUCAAUCAGCUGUUUAAUAUGUGGCUCAUAUGACAUCCACACAAACCCAGGACCUCUUCCAAAUAAGUUUUACUGCUUCUUUAAGAAAUAUUCAAUUUCUUUGUACACAUUGUGAUUAUCUGGAGCAUAAUCUCAUCUCCUCAUGACCCCCCAUGUCUUCUGUGGAUCUGAAACGUUUCUUAAUAGUAAGGUAGAUGUUGCUUAUAGUGCUUGGUUACUCCUUCAGACGAGACAAGCAUGAUGAGUCUAGCUGGGGAGGAAUUGUUGUCUUCUUCAGUGAUGCUUUCACCAAAGUCAAAGUGAUUGAUAGCUACACCUAAGACAGAAAAUAGAAAGAUCUGUUGAACUAUAAGCCAACAUCCCUGCUGCUCAUUUUAUCCAAAGCAUAAUAUGCGACCACAUUUACAAACAUUAAAGGGGAACAUUAUCACCAGACCUAUGUAAGCGUCAAUAUAUACCUUGAUGUUGCAGAAAAAAGACCAUAUAUUUUUUUAACCGAUUUCCAAACUCUAAAUGGGUGAAUUUUGGCGAAUUAAACGCCUUUCUGAUAUUCGCUCUCGGAGCGUGACGUCACAUCGGGAAGCAAUCCGCCAUUUUCUCAAACACCGAGUCAAAUCAGCUCUGUUAUUUUCCGUCUGUUUUCCGUACCUUGGAGACAUCAUGCCUCGUCGGUGUGUUGUCGGAGGGUGUAACAACACGAACAGGGACGGAUUCAAGUUGCACCAGUGGCCCAAAGAUGCGAAAGUGGCAAGAAAUUGGACGUUUGUUCCGCACACU